AUGGACAGCCACACGAUUGUGCACCCAUCACCGAGAGAGCAUCCAAAAGCAGAGGAUGGGAGCCUGAAGGCAGCCUAUGCAGUAGUUGAACAAGUGGGAAGCUCAUUAGUGACAAGGAAUGCAGGGAAGUUAGAAGGAAAACAGUCAGCACAGAGAGCAGAGAUGAUAGCAGUGACAAGAGCCCUGUACUACGCUGCUGUCCACGUGGAAUUGCCCUUAUGGCAGAGAUGUGGGUUCACCACAUCACAGGUCGACCAAUCACCAUGCAUGGAAGCCAGAGACCUUUUAGAGGCUCUGAUGAUACCCAAAGAGGUAGCAGUUAUUAAAUGUCCAGGACAUUCCAAAAAUGAUUCCCCUAUCACUGAUGGAAACAAUGCAGCUGAUCUAGCUGCCAAAACUGAAGCUGGCUAUGUUGCAACUCAGCAGGUGAAGAGUCACGUGUAUAAGAAGACCCUUCAAGCUCUGAUCUAUCCCAUCUCCUGUACAACACCACACAACUUCGAGGUCUGGACGGCCACCACACCCACCUACUGUUAUGAGUGUGAGGGGCUUCUGUGGGGCAUCGCUCGACAGGGCAUGCGCUGCUCUGAAUGCGGGGUCAAAUGUCACGACAAGUGCCAGGACCUGCUCAAUGCUGACUGCCUGCAGAGAGCCGCAGAGAAGAGCUCUAAACAUGGAGCGGAGGACCGCACGCAGAACAUCAUCAUGGUUCUGAAGGACCGCAUGAAGAUCCGUGAACGUAACAAACCGGAGAUCUUCGAGCUGAUCCAAGAAGUAUUUGACGUUGCAAAGGCGACCCACGGAACCCAGAUGAAACAGAUGAAACAGAGCGUUCUGGACGGGACGUCGAAAUGGUCGGCCAAGAUAAGCAUCACGGUGGUGUGCGCUCAGGGUCUGCAGGCGAAGGAUAAAACGGGUUCAAGCGACCCGUACGUCACCGUACAAGUGGGCAAAACCAAGAAGAGAACUAAGACCAUCUAUGGAAAUCUCAACCCCAUCUGGGACGAGAGCUUCCACUUCGAGUGUCACAACUCCUCCGACCGAAUCAAAGUGCGCGUUUGGGAUGAAGACGAUGACAUCAAGUCUCGCGUGAAGCAGAAAUUUAAACGGGAGUCUGAUGAUUUUCUGGGACAGACUAUCAUUGAAGUGAGAACACUCAGUGGUGAAAUGGACGUCUGGUAUAAUCUGGACAAGCGCACUGAUAAAUCAGCAGUGUCCGGAGCUAUCCGUAUGCACAUCAGCAUUGAGAUUAAAGGAGAGGAAACUGUCUCGCCUUAUCACGUUCAGUACACUUGUCUGCAUGAGCACAUCUUCCACUACACCACAGAGAAACAGAACAGUGGUGUCGUGAAAAUUCCGGACGCCAAAGGAGAUGAUGCCUGGAAAGUGUACUAUGAAGAAACAGCACAGGAGAUCGUGGAUGAGUUCGCCAUGAGAUACGGAGUGGAAUCUAUCUACCAGGCCAUGACGCAUUUUGCGUGUCUGUCAUCAAAGUACAUGUGUCCUGGUGUCCCUGCGGUCAUGAGCACACUUCUGGCAAACAUCAACGCUUACUAUGCUCACACAACACAGUCUUCCAAUAACGUCUCAGCAUCAGACCGCUUCGCCGCAUCAAACUUUGGGAAAGAGAGAUUUGUGAAACUGUUGGACCAGCUGCAUAACUCUCUGAGGAUUGAUCUCUCGAUGUACAGGAAUAAUUUUCCAGCCAGCAGUCCAGAGAGGUUACAGGAUCUGAAGUCCACUGUAGAUCUUCUGACCAGCAUCACUUUCUUUAGGAUGAAGGUUCAGGAACUUCAGAGUCCACCCAGAGCGAGUCAAGUUGUUAAAGAUUGCGUCAAAGCUUGUCUCAACUCAACUUAUGAGUAUAUAUUUAAUAACUGCCAUGAACUGUACGGCCGAGAGUAUCAGAAUGACCCUUCUAAGAUGGUUCCUCCUGAAGAACAGGGUCCGAGUAUCAAGAAUCUGGACUUCUGGUCUAAACUCAUCACGCUCAUUGUGUCUAUUAUAGAAGAGGAUAAGAACUCAUACACACCCUGUCUCAACCAGUUUCCACAGGAGCUAAAUGUUGGAAAGAUCAGUGCGGAUGUGAUGUGGAACAUGUUUGCUCAGGAUAUGAAGUACGCUAUGGAAGAGCAUGAGAAACACAGACUGUGUAAGAGCGCUGACUACAUGAACCUGCACUUCAAGGUCAAGUGGCUUUACAAUGAAUACUGCAAAGAGCUGCCACACUUCAAAGACCGCGUACCCGAGUACCCCGCAUGGUUCGAGCCGUUUGUGAUCCUCUGGUUGGAUGAGAAUGAAGAAGUAUCCAGAGAUUUUCUGCACGGAGCUCUGGUCAGAGACACGAAGGACGGGUUUCAGCAGACAUCUGAGCAUGCGCUUUUCUCUUGCUCGGUGGUGGACGUCUUCUCUCAGCUCAACCAGAGCUUUGAGAUCAUCAGGAAGUUGGAGUGUCCUGAUCCUCAGAUUGUUGGCAAUUACAUGAAGAGAUUUGCUAAGACUAUAGGGAAUGUUCUUCUGUCUUACGCUGACAUCAUUGCUAAGGAUUUCCCCAAUCACUGUCAGAAGGAGAAAGUGCCUUGUAUCAUCAUUAAUAAUAUCCAGCAGCUGAGGGUUCAGCUGGAGAAGAUGUUUGAGGCCAUGGGAGGAAAAGAUUUGAAUGUUGAGGCCAGUGACUUUAUGAAAGAUCUGCAGGUCAAACUCAACAACGUGAUGGAUGACCUGAGCCGGAUCUUUGCCGUCAGCUUUCAGCCGCACAUCGAGGAGAGCGUGAGACAGAUGGGAGACAUUCUGAGUCAGGUGAAAGGAGCAAACGUACCUGCAAAUGGAAAUGGCAGCCUGGCGCAGGACGCAGAUUACGUCCUCCAGCCCAUCAUGGACUUUCUGGACAGCAAGUGAGAUUUACAGAUGUCAACACAUCAGAGCUGAUGAAACAGCAGUGGCUGUGUGUGAAACCGCUCCCUAUCUCCUAUAUAGUGCACUACAGUAUAUCUA
Messenger RNA from Triplophysa rosa, 2994 nucleotides. RefSeq names its product protein unc-13 homolog A-like. The transcript is spliced from 22 exons. Gene Ontology annotation, cellular component: neuromuscular junction; plasma membrane; presynaptic membrane. NCBI's taxonomy places the organism in Eukaryota, Metazoa, Chordata, Actinopteri, Cypriniformes, Nemacheilidae. Bases 1 to 2898 code for a protein of 965 amino acids. Gene Ontology annotation, biological process: synaptic vesicle maturation; synaptic vesicle priming; dense core granule priming. Gene Ontology annotation, molecular function: nucleic acid binding; syntaxin-1 binding; calmodulin binding. The record is from RefSeq and is a predicted model, not a curated record.